AUGCGUAAGCCACGAGGUAUUCUUUUAUCUGGUCCUCCAGGAACAGGAAAAACUCUCAUAGCUCGCACUAUUUCUGAAAUAUUAAAUGUUCAGCCGAAAAUGAUACGUGGUCCUGAAAUCUUCAGUCGUUUUUUGGGAGAAUCUGAAGAAAAAAUUCGUGCUUUAUUCGCCGAUGCGCGCCGCGAUCAAGAAAUGCUCGGUGAUCAAAGCAAGCUCCAUAUUAUUAUUUUUGACGAGCUGGAUUCGAUCUGUAAACGUCGAACACACUGUGACGAAUCUACACGCGACAGCGUACAAGACAGUGUCACAACCCAACUGCUUGCUGAGAUAGAUGGACUCAAGCCACUUGAUAAUAUAUUAAUUAUUGGCACAACGAACAUGCUGGCAACGAUUGAACCAGCUCUGUUACGCCCAGGUCGUAUUGAGGUAGUAGUGGAAGUUGGUUUACCAGAUGACGAUGCUCGUUUGCAAAUAUUUGACAUCUACAUGAAAAAUCUAUUGCAAAAUGGUCUAGUGGAAUCCGAUGUCGACGUUGACACAAUAAUUCGUGCUGCUAAAGGUCUAACAGGUGCUCACAUUGAAAGAAUUGUUCGCAUGGCAAUUAUUAACGCAAUGCGACGUGAUGUUCUUUCACGUGGACGUUUAAAUAUCAGCGAACACGAAGGCGAACAACUUCGAGUGUGUAAUCUUGAUUUCAAAGAUGCACUAACAAAGAUAUUUCUUCCAAAACACAUAGAACUUUAA
Molecule: messenger RNA, 744 nt
Organism: Rotaria sp. Silwood2
Lineage: Eukaryota; Metazoa; Rotifera; Eurotatoria; Philodinida; Philodinidae
Source: the annotation of a GenBank genome assembly